Molecule: messenger RNA, 216 nt
Organism: Closterium sp. Yama58-4
Lineage: Eukaryota; Viridiplantae; Streptophyta; Zygnematophyceae; Desmidiales; Closteriaceae
Source: the annotation of a GenBank genome assembly
GAAUUUGGGUGGCAAUAAGAUCAACGGCAGCAUUCCCGAGACCAUCACCAAGCUGAAGAAGCUCGAAUUCUUCUCUGUGGCGUUCAACAAGUUGAACUCAGAAUUGCCAGACUUUCUUUCCGAGCUCACAGCGCUCACACACAUAGCAAUGGGCUUCAACCAACUCAAGGGUUCCAUCCCCACCAGCUUUGGCACUCUCUCACACCUGCAGCGAAU